UGUCGUGACUAUUUAUUUAUCUACAAUACAUAAACGAAGUAAAAUAAUACUUAUUGAUAAAUCAUAAUUAAUACAACUGUCAAACAGAUCCAAUUGACAAAUGAUGUAACAUAACACUUUAGGAAAAGAAGGAACAUUUUUAUAAGAAAUAAAAUUCUUAAGAAUCAAAAUGAAGUUUCCUAAACCUGUUUAUUACCUUAGUGCAAUUGGCACAGCAGCAGGAAUAUCCUUUUGUGUUAAGGACUAUAUGAGCGGUGGAACAUUUGAAUCAGAUAUUAGAGCAGAUGGAAAAGUAAUUGUAGUUACAGGAGCUAAUACAGGAAUUGGUAAGGAAACUGCAAGAGAACUAGCUAAACGUGGAGCUCAUGUGUAUAUGGCUUGUCGAGACAUGGAACGUUGUGAAAAGGCUAGAGAAGAGAUUGUAUUGGAGACUAAAAAUAAAUAUGUCUAUUGCAGAAAAUGUGAUCUUUCUUCAUUGAACUCUGUUCGAGAGUUUUCUAAAGUUAUGCAUAAUGAACGGAAGCAUAUAGAUGUAUUAAUCAAUAAUGCUGGUGUCAUGAGAUGUCCAUUAUCAAGAACUUCUGAAGGCUUUGAAAUGCAGCUAGGUGUGAAUCAUCUUGGACAUUUUUUGCUCACAAAUCUACUUUUAGAUAUGCUGAAGGCAUCACCAUCUGCUAGAAUUGUUCAUGUUUCAAGUUUAGCUCAUACAAGAGGCAAAAUAAACAUUGAAGAUUUAAACAGUGAUCAUUCCUAUGACCCUGGUGCAGCAUAUAAUCAGAGCAAAUUAGCAAAUAUCAUGUUCUCAAAUGAACUUGCAAAAAGAUUAGAAGGUACAAAUGUAACUUCCAAUGCUUUACAUCCUGGUGUUGUUGAUACUGAACUGGUGCGACACAUGCCUAUUUUUACCUCAAGUGUUUCAAAACAUAUUUUGAAAUUUUUGUUAUGGCCUUUUGUUAAAACACCUAUUAGUGGGGCACAAACAUCUCUUCAUGUGGCUUUGCAUCCAGAUUUAGAAGGAGUGAAUGGAAAAUAUUUCAGUGAUUGCAAAGAGAAACAAGUGGCUGUUCAAGCAACCGAUUCAAAAACAGCUUCUUGGCUGUGGGCUGUUAGUGAAAAAUGGACUGGUUUAAUUAAUUAACUAUAUUGUAAGAGUUGACUUUUAUUAGACUUGUUAUUAAAUAAUA
Molecule: messenger RNA, 1184 nt
Organism: Ctenocephalides felis (cat flea)
Lineage: Eukaryota; Metazoa; Arthropoda; Insecta; Siphonaptera; Pulicidae
Product: retinol dehydrogenase 12-like
Exons: 7
Coding region: 170-1138 (322 amino acids)
Source: RefSeq, a predicted model, not a curated record